Aureobasidium musti is the source of this 915-nucleotide messenger RNA. The record is from the annotation of a GenBank genome assembly. Lineage: Eukaryota; Fungi; Ascomycota; Dothideomycetes; Dothideales; Saccotheciaceae.
AUGGAGAUCUUGUCGAGUUCCGCACAUGCAAGUGCAGUCAGAGCUGUGGCAUUUGACUUCGUACGAGACUGGCGCAAUGUAUGGGCUGUAACACCACUGGUCCAACAGCUCUUCGAUAAGCUAAGCACUCUAAACGUUACCCUCGAGCUGAAGUUCAGUCCUUAUGGUAGCAAUGAAUGGAUCUCCGAGCCAUGCAUUGUGCACUACAUUGCUGGCAUCGUGAAGCAGGUUUCAACGUCACAUAUGUCGGUAAAUCGGCUCAUCAUCAGAGCAAAGGAAUGGGAUCCUGAACUCCAGCUCGACAAGAUGCUAUGCAGACUGGAAAAAUUACUCUUAGCUCAGGAAAAGGAAGCCCAGACAUCCUCCAUGGAAUCGGUCAUCGUGGAGUUCAAGUAUGGCGAGGUCAUGUAUGAUCGACGAGAUCGUUCUCUUCGAUUCAAUCAAGUAACAGCCCAUGACCUCCACGCAAUUGGUCAAUGGAUUCAGGAAAAGCGUCCUACCGAGCUCUAUUUGACAGAUUGUCAAUUCUUUGUCGAGCAGCUGGAUGGAGUCCUGCUACCUACCGUCCAGCCAGUCAGUUCGUUGUCCCGCAUCACGAUCAACAAUGCUCGACUUAUGCAUAUAACGUCGUUCUUCGGAGGGAGUCAGACAGCCACACCACUCAACAAAAUGCUCUCACAUAUACUGGAGCACACACACAGCCUUGAUCAUCUUUAUCUAGAGAACAUUCGAGUGGAGACUCCACAUCCGAGGACACUCAAUUUCGUAGGGGUGAACAAGGUGCAAAUGACCGGCGAGGAAAACAUCCGCGAGACACUUUCGCAUCUGAUGGCACGGCUAGCGGAGGAAGACCUGUCUGAGACCGAAAGCGAAGACAUUGAAGAGGAUGAAGAGGACGAUGAAGAUGACGAAUAG